This is a messenger RNA of Ilex paraguariensis (yerba mate), 1146 nucleotides long. The record is from the annotation of a GenBank genome assembly. NCBI's taxonomy places the organism in Eukaryota, Viridiplantae, Streptophyta, Magnoliopsida, Aquifoliales, Aquifoliaceae.
AUGGCAAACCCUCGAACAGAGUUAAUCCUCAAAAAAUGUGGAAAAGGGCAUGUGCAAAACAUGCCAAAGUACUACGAGAAUUAUUCGAAAGUCUUGCAAUCAAUGCAAAGGGAGAUGCAGAAGAAAAAGUCUGCUACCGGCGAAGAAGGCAACGUACCUAACCGUGUUUACGUGUUACCGCAGUGCAUGAAUGACCUUUCCACUGAAGAUUGUCACACCUGCUUCUCUAAAAUCAAUACCUUAUUGCCUGGUUGCUUUCCAUCAGCCAGUGGUCGUGUCUUUUUCGAUGGCUGCUGCAUCAGGGUCGACAAUUAUAGUUUCUUUCAUGAAUCCAAUUCGUCUGAUGAUACGUCGAGAUGCAGUGAUUCCCAGGAUGGUUCGAAGCAAUUUUUAAGCAUGGCACACAUUGUGAUUGAUAAGUUGGUACACAAGGCACUGGAUAACAAAGGCUAUACAGUGUGGCAUGCGACAUCUUAUGGUAUACCAGUCUAUGGUAUGGAAAAUUGCUGGGAGAUGUUGGAAUCUAGCUCCUGUGCCUCUUGCCUGGAAGAUGCAAAGAAAAGUCUUAUAAGGUGCUUGCCAGCAGUAGAGGCGCAUUCACUCAAUGCUGGCUGCUUUUUGCGUUACUCAGAUUAUGACUUCAUUAACAAGGAAGGUUUAUUGUCAAAUGAAGAUGGGGUUUUUGUAUACCUCUUGUAUGUUCUUGGUGCAGUUGGCAUCUGUUUAUUGGCAAUCCUCUCAGGAUGUUUUUCAGGCAAAUUCAUCUACACCCUACGCCAAAAUAAUAUAAAGGGAUUGGAUAUGGACUUAACAGUAAUGAAGAUGAGCUUUCGUUUCAGAUAUACAACACUGAAAAAAGCUACUGAAGGCUUCAGUGAAGCCCACAAGAUUGAUCAAGGAGCAUUUGAUGGUAGAGAAAUGGCCAUAAAACGGUUAUUUAUAGCAGGCAAGCUUCGAGUUCAGGAGGUCUGCAAUGAAGUGGAUGUCAUUGGUCAAGCCCAACACAAGAACUUAGUUCGCUUCCUUGGUUGUUGCUUUACUGAUGAAGACGGUUUCCUUGUCUAUGAAUUCCUCGCAAACAAAAGCCUUGACCUCAUGUUAUUUGGUAUGCUAUCAAAAAUAACAGCAAAUCUCAAUCUCCUCUGA